Molecule: messenger RNA, 748 nt
Organism: Paramecium sonneborni
Lineage: Eukaryota; Ciliophora; Oligohymenophorea; Peniculida; Parameciidae
Source: the annotation of a GenBank genome assembly
AUUUAAUGGAUAAUUCUCAAAAUUUUAAUCUAAAUCGAUUAUUAGAAUAUAUGGCAAUAGUAAGUGUUGAUUUAGAUAAAUUAAAUGAAUUUGAUAAGUUUGUACUUAUGUGUAGAGAAUUAACGAAGGUAUUUAAUAUUGAAAUCUAAAUUUUAGAUAUUUAUGGAGAUGGGUGGAAUUUUAAAAAAAGCUUUUGAAGAUAUUAAUUCAAAAUGUAGAUUAUUAGAGUUGAAUUGGAGUAUGCAUAAACAUGGAUCUUUGAUAGAGUUUAUAUAAUUUGAAAAAUAGAAAGGUAUAUAAUAAUAUAUAAAAGACAUUGCAAAAUUGAAUGGAUAGAAUACUGAAAAUUUUGGAUAUAAAUAAGGAGAUUUUUAUUUUGAUUAUGAAUCAUCAGCUCGUACAUUAUUAAGAUUAAUGUGGUUUUUUGAUUUUAUUUACUAUUUAACAAACCAAUUACUAACUGAUAAGAAGAAAAGUUUUAGUUCUAUAUGUUCUGAAGCAUACAAAGAAAGUCUUGCUCCUCAUCAUUCAUUUACUUUAAAAACAGUUGUUAAAGCAGGUUUAUAUACUGUUGGAAGGUACAAUACUUAUAUUAAUAUUAUAGUUGUGAUAAUUUCUAUAAAGUUAUUUUUAAAGAAAAUGAAGAUAAAGAUGAAAAAUUAGGAAUAAUAAGAGAUACUAUUAUGAAAUUGAAAUUUAGAUUAUGGACAUUUUACAAAAAUGAAAAUUUGUGUGAAUUGCCAUGAUU